Carya illinoinensis is the source of this 1497-nucleotide messenger RNA. Its product is annotated as ubiquitin receptor RAD23c-like. The record is from RefSeq and is a predicted model, not a curated record. Gene Ontology annotation, biological process: proteasome-mediated ubiquitin-dependent protein catabolic process; nucleotide-excision repair. Lineage: Eukaryota; Viridiplantae; Streptophyta; Magnoliopsida; Fagales; Juglandaceae. The coding region runs from base 155 to 1303 and encodes 382 amino acids. The transcript is spliced from 12 exons. Gene Ontology annotation, molecular function: proteasome binding; polyubiquitin modification-dependent protein binding; damaged DNA binding. Gene Ontology annotation, cellular component: cytosol; nucleoplasm.
UUUUCCGUUCUUCCAGUGACUUCCUGCUUGGGCUCCCUCUUUCUCUCACUUUCUGGGCUACUGUCCUCUGAGCGUUUGAAGGGUAUCGCCGCCGGUGACGUCCUACAUCCGCUGGAGGAUCGGAUACCGUACAAUACGGACGUCGUAGAAGAAGAUGAAGAUCUUUGUCAAGACUCUCAAGGGUACUCACUUCGAGGUCGAAGUGAAACCCGAAGACACGGUUACUGAUGUUAAGAAAAAUAUAGAGGCACUACAGGGUUCUGAUGUUUACCCUGCCGCACAACAGAUGCUUAUUCAUCAGGGGAAAGUUCUGAAGGAUGCCACAACACUAGAAGAAAAUAAAGUAGCUGAUAGUAGUUUUGUUGUCAUCAUGUUAACCAAGAAUAAGGUCUCAUCAAGUGGAGCCUCAAGUACAACAGCUGCGCCUACAAGCCAAGCUCAACCUGUAAGUUCUUCGCCUCCUACCUCAACGCAACCAGCACCAACGUCUCAACCUCCUCCUCCCCCAACUGCAGUAUCAAUGCAAUCUGCCCCCGAAACCACUCCUGUUGCAGUCCCUCCUGCUUCUUCAGAAUCAGAUGUCUAUGGCCAAGCAGCGUCAAAUCUUGUUGCAGGAAAUAAUUUAGAGGCUACCAUUCAGCAGAUUCUAGAUAUGGGUGGAGGAAGCUGGGAUCGAGACACUGUUGUCCGUGCUUUACGUGCUGCUUUUAACAACCCUGAAAGAGCUGUCGAAUAUCUUUAUUCUGGCAUUCCUGAGCAAGCCGAGGCUCCUCCAGUUGCUCAAGUUCCUACUAGUGGGCAGGCAGUAAACCCUCCUGCCCAGUCUACACAACCAGCAGCACCUACUAGUGGACCCAAUGCAAACCCACUAGAUCUGUUCCCACAGGGUCUUCCUGCUAUGGGUUCAAACACCGGUGCUGGAACCUUGGACUUCUUGCGGAACAGCCAACAGUUCCAAGCCUUGCGAACUAUGGUGCAAGCAAACCCUCAAAUAUUGCAGCCUAUGCUCCAAGAGCUCGGAAAGCAAAAUCCGCAUCUAAUGCGACUGAUUCAAGAGCAUCAAGCUGAUUUCUUGCGCCUGAUAAACGAACCUGUUGAAGGAGAAGGGAACCUACUGGGUCAGGCGGCUGCAGCAGUGCCACAGGCUGUGACUGUCACCCCUGAGGAGCGUCAAGCCAUUGAACGGCUUGAAGCUAUGGGCUUUGACCGAGCCCUAGUAUUGGAGGUUUUCUUUGCAUGCAACAAGAACGAGGAGCUGGCAGCUAACUAUCUUUUAGAUCACAUGCACGAGUUUGAGGACUGAUCGAAGUGGUGGUCAUUUCUUGUUUUCUGCUCUUCUUGUGAUGUCAGACUUCUCUGUCUAGUUGGUCAAUUUGGUUCAUACUUUUGCAUUCAUUAGCAUCUCCAGAUUUCUGUUCUAAAUAUUGCUUACAAAACUACCUAAUUUUGUUCUGGGAUAUGGAAAUAAAGAUUUAAUUUAAUUCCUGGUUCCCUGUA